CCUACAGACAGGACAGCAGCCUCGAUAGAGCCGUCGCUGAGAGAGGUCAGUACGGAGGAGGAGGAGGAGGAGGAUGAAGAUUACAGGCGUAAACAGACUGCCGUGCUCGCGCAGUUGGAAGGAUACCUCCACACCUAACAGAUCAUCAUGUCAGAUAAAUUGAAGAACGCCAAGAUCAUCUUUGUUGUGGGUGGGCCCGGUUCAGGAAAGGGCACCCAGUGUGAGAAGGUGGUGGCCAAGUAUGGCUACACCCACCUGUCCUCAGGCGACCUGCUCCGCGCAGAGGUCGCCUCCGGGUCCGAAAGAGGCAAGAACCUGUCGGCCAUCAUGCAGAGGGGAGAGCUGGUCCCUCUGGACACAGUAUUGGACAUGAUUAAGGAAGCCAUGAUUGCCAAGGCUGACGUGUCCAAGGGUUACCUGAUCGAUGGCUACCCCCGAGAGGUCAAACAGGGUGAGGAGUUUGAGAAGAAGAUUGGGCCUCCCUCCCUGCUCCUCUACAUCGACGCCAAGUCGGAGACCAUGGUGAAGAGGCUGAUGAAGAGGGGAGAGACCAGCGGCCGUGCGGAUGACAACGAGGAGACCAUCAAGAAGCGCCUGGACCUGUACUACAAAGCCACCGAGCCCGUCAUCGCCUUCUACGAGGGCCGCGGCAUCGUCCGGAAGAUCAACUCCGAGGGCAGUGUGGACGACGUGUUCAGCAACGUAGCCAAAGCCGUCGACAGCUUGAAGUAAAGCCGCAGGAAGAACUCUUGUUUUAUUUAAAUUUCCCACCUCAACGAUACAAACUGCUGAUCGAUGGCCUGGGGGCCUCGUAGAGACAUGUCUGCCUUAACCCAAGUGUCGCCUCCACAUCUGAGCGACCGCAUUCUUCCGUCCCCCGACUCACCGCACCACCACCGCCACCGAGGACCGCCACCUGCGCACCAGCCAUCCGUCCGCCAUCGCCUGUUCCCCCUGUUCUGUCUCCUCUUUCAGAAAAGCUCUCUCGCUCCAUCCCUUUUCUGAUUCUGCCAUUAAAUGCCACCUUCACCGCUCUGACCUAA
Molecule: messenger RNA, 1043 nt
Organism: Conger conger (European conger)
Lineage: Eukaryota; Metazoa; Chordata; Actinopteri; Anguilliformes; Congridae
Gene: ak1
Product: adenylate kinase 1
Exons: 7
Coding region: 148-732 (194 amino acids)
Biological process (GO): nucleoside triphosphate biosynthetic process; ATP metabolic process
Cellular component (GO): cytosol; cytoplasm
Molecular function (GO): ATP binding; nucleoside diphosphate kinase activity; AMP kinase activity
Source: RefSeq, a predicted model, not a curated record